Solea senegalensis (Senegalese sole) is the source of this 1677-nucleotide messenger RNA. Its product is annotated as macrophage mannose receptor 1-like. Bases 202 to 1029 code for a protein of 275 amino acids. NCBI's taxonomy places the organism in Eukaryota, Metazoa, Chordata, Actinopteri, Pleuronectiformes, Soleidae. The record is from RefSeq and is a predicted model, not a curated record. The transcript has a single exon.
GUGUGUGUGUGUGCUGGUGAGGGGCACUUUACUUACCUUCUUCUGAAGCCUUGAGAUUUGCGAUUUGGUGGGCGUGUUGCAACUACAGGUUCAUAGGUGUCACCUGUUUUUAACUCUGAACAUCGUCUUAGUGUCAUUUGUUUUUCUCUUCGAGUGACAAGUCUACCAUGAAGAUGUUUUUGCGUGUGUGCAAAAAAUUCAAUGCACAUGCAAAGUCUUUUCCUCAUAAACCCUGAAACUUUAGUGACACCCAUCCAGACCAGAGAACAAUCCUGCUACAUGCUAUGCUACAGAGCAAUGACCAUGACAAGAAUCAACUUCUUCAUUUUUCUUUGUACAGCUGUGGAGGCAGACAUAGGAAAACACGUUUUUAUUACAGAGAAGAAAGAUUGGGAAACAGCUCGAUCUUACUGUAGACAGCAUUACACUGAUCUUUCCAUGGUUUAUAGCCAGAGUGACCAAGACAAGCUUUUCGAAGCUGCAGGUGGAAACUAUAGUAAGGGAUGGAUCGGUCUCUACAAAGAUGAACAGGACACCUGGCAGUGGUCAGUAGGGGGAGAGGUCCCAUACCUAAAUUGGGGUACAAAUCAACCAAAUAAUCUUUGGCAAGAACAGGACGCUGUACACCUAUUCCCAUCUGGAAAGUGGAACGAUUGGAGAAGGAGUACAAAAAUGGAUUUUUACUGCUUCCACACCAUAACUGUGGUGGAAAUGAGAAGUACCUGGGAGGAGGCUCUCGAGCACUGCAGGGAGUCAUAUACUGAUCUUCCCAGCCUGCUCUCUGAGACAGACCGUCACCUGGGCCAGAGAGAAAUCAAGAAAGCCCAGAUCACUGACCCAGUGUGGAUUGGCCUGCGUUUUCUGAAUGAUCGCUGGAUGUGGACGAACAAUGACUCUCUGGUGUAUGAAGACUGGCCCGAAGGAGACGACCACCAGUGUCCAGAGCGAAAACGCUGUGGUGCUCUAACCACAGAUAAAAUGUGGGUGAACUUGGACUGUCAGGAUAAAUUACCCUUCAUCUGCAUCUGAGAAAUUCACCAUAUUUGCUUGUAAAUGGCUUUAAAUCAAUUUUUUCACCGUCUUUUAUUCCAGGAACGACACGUUAAAAUACAGAAUAUGUAAGCAUCAGGUGUAUUUAAUUCAACUUCAAAUCCAACUUGAAAGUCUAGAGAAGAGAUCAGCUGUCAUUUCUCAUUGUUUUCUUAUUUGUGACGCUAUUACCCUUCAUUAUUUUUUUUUUGCUGUUGACCGUACCUGAUCGACCAGGCCACUGUGUAAGAAAAAAGCCAGACUGUCAUAAUUAUUUAUUUAUUUAUAAAAAAUAAUGUUAUAAAAUCUUACAUAUUUAUUUAUGGCAAUGAACAUGAAAUCAUUGAAUCGUGAAAUAGACCCAUGCUCAACAAGCUUCUACAAAAUUGAUGUAUAAAAAUGAUUGCGCUCUCAAAGAAAUGACAACUCAAACGUAGUUUUGGGACAUUAUUAGACACUUGUAAUUGAGAAUUGAUGCUAUGGGCCACAGCACAAAAGAGCCCUUUAAUGGGUCAGAGGGCAAAACUGCAUGUUCACGGUAGAUAGUCACUGAAUUUUGACAAAAAGAUUGGAAGAAUUUUUUAUCCUACCUGAUGUAUUGUUCUAAAUUAUAGUUAAAGGUUAUAUCAAGAGAAAGUUUUGUUUCAU